AUGCAUGAAGGGAUUAAGAAGCAUGAUAGGGAUACACAGCUUUCACAAACUCAAACUUCAGCCAUUUCUGAACAUGCUAAUAAGACCGGGCAUUAUCCCCUCUGGGACGAAGUUAAGUUGACCGAGACUGUCACCGGUUCUUCUUGAAGAGUUAAAGAGGCUAUCCACAUAAGACUUCAUCCUAACACCGUCAACAGGGGCAGUGGAAUUGAGAUUCCUGAAGUGUGGAUACCAACAAUCACACAACAUAACAGCCGAUCACUGUCACAGCGGACCUCUGAGGAAUCAGUUUCUUCCUCUGACAAUACCAACAAUGCUUAGGAUCGAAAACCCACCAACAAUGAGCGAGGAAUGUGAUACACCAAUCACUAACAACCACAGUGGUACAAAUAGUCUGACUCAGUAA
Molecule: messenger RNA, 406 nt
Organism: Porites evermanni
Lineage: Eukaryota; Metazoa; Cnidaria; Anthozoa; Scleractinia; Poritidae
Source: the annotation of a GenBank genome assembly